AUGCCGAGUGUAUUAGGCAAGCGCAAAUCGGGCCAGGUUGAGGAAGAUGCAGAAGCUCUUGCCAAUGCCCAAGAGCUCCUCAGGCGGCACUUCGAGGCGCGUUUCAAACCUCUUCCUGAUGCGCCCUGUGCGGCACAAAAGAAAUCUACCAACGACCUCGGCAGCCGCGACAGCCACGACAGCGAUGUGAGCUAUCGCGAUGACUACAGCGACGCCGAAGCGAACCAGUCUGACUCGGAAUGGAGUGGCGUUUCGGACGACGACGGUAUGCCUAAACCCCGAGAAACCGAGACAGAUACACCUGUUGUCGAAGUAGUCGACUAUACGUCAACCGCCUCAACAGCAGACACAGCGAAAAUGAGCAAGAAAGAAUUCAAAGCAUACCUCUCCUCGCGGCCACCCGAUCCCAACCACCAAGCGGCACAGACAACAGCCAACACCAAGAAGACGCCAUCCGACCAAGAGGACCCCGAAGACAGCGCCGCUCUCCUAGCCAACGAUCUCGCCCUGCAGCGCCUCAUCGCAGAGUCCCACAUUCUCUCCGCUGCCGGCGGCAACGCCUCCCACUGGCAGUCCCAACACGCCGCUGGCACCGCGACCAACACGCGCGCCUUCGCCGCCGGCCGCACGGCACGCAAGACCACCGACAUGCGGAUACAGGCCCUGGGUGGCAAAGAGAGCGUCCUCAGCCAAGCAAAGAUGCCCAUGUCCAUGCGAAAGGGCAUUGCGAGCGCCGCCGCGGCCAAGGAGGAGAAGCGGAGGAGAGAGGCGCGGGAGAACGGCAUCAUUCUGGAGAGGGAGGCCAAGAAGUCCAAAGCCAAGAAGAAGCCGAGGGGCGAUCGACCCGUCGAUCUGCCGGCCGUGGGGAGGAUGAGAGGUGCCGAGUUGCGAGUCAGCGCUAGAGAGGCGCGGGCCAUCGCCGCCUCUGUGAGAGGCCCGGCAGGAAAGGGGAAGGGGAAGAGGAGGAGAUGA
Molecule: messenger RNA, 972 nt
Organism: Parathielavia appendiculata
Lineage: Eukaryota; Fungi; Ascomycota; Sordariomycetes; Sordariales; Chaetomiaceae
Exons: 3
Coding region: 1-972 (323 amino acids)
Biological process (GO): maturation of SSU-rRNA from tricistronic rRNA transcript (SSU-rRNA, 5.8S rRNA, LSU-rRNA)
Cellular component (GO): nucleolus
Source: RefSeq, a predicted model, not a curated record